AUGGACUUCCUAGGUCAUCCUAGUGUAGUCUGUGCUAGCUGUCUGGCCUAUCUCCAAGAGCUGUCUCGUCCAAAUGAUUCUAAAGAAGCCUACUGCACGUACAUUCACCUUCCAGACGCUUCCAACACGCCUCACGAUCACUCAUUGUCCAAAUUCUUUGACACCGACUCGUUCUUUGGCAAGACAACGGCAUCGCUCGAGGUGGCUUCAGACUUGCUACCUAAGACACAGAGCUGCUUCGAUCUAACAUUGCCGGCAACCAGCAUUACUGCGCCAAACACGACCGCGACUGCCAAAUCUGCUUUACAGCAAGCCCCCAACCUCACUCCGUUCGGACUGCUCGAUCAGAUCUCUUGCGGACGUUCGACCGAUCCUCUGGGUGAAUUAGCCUGCAUCUUACCAGACAAUGACUGCUUAUGCACCCCUUCUCUCUGCAGCGACGCAACGGAGGCAACCGUCUCGCGACGUAUCUUGACGCAUCAACCACUUCCGCCAUCAAUCGAGCACAAAGACGAACCUACGUCAAAGCGCCCAUGGCGCAAGCGGGGACGCCCGCCCCUCGAUUGCAGCGACGAGGCUGAAUUCUUCUCAACAUCUUCGGGAAGGUCGUGCAAGCAACGCCGCAACCGAAUUCCGCACAACCAUGUCGAGCGUAAGUACCGCGAGGGCCUGAACCUAGAGCUCGAGAGGUUACGACAAGCGGUGUCGACCUUGCCACAAAGCGGCGAGGGUGAUGCCAUAGGACAGCCUAAGCCAAGAAAAGCCGUAGUGAUAGCGGCCGCUGUUGAUUACAUUAAAAGGAUCGAGAAAGAGAGGGAUGCGUUGCAGGAGGAAAACGAAAGGAUUAAGUAUGCACAGGGGAGGAAGAGGCAGAAGAUGUUUAAUGGCCUCGUUACUGAGUAG
Messenger RNA from Alternaria atra, 903 nucleotides. RefSeq lists its product as uncharacterized. NCBI's taxonomy places the organism in Eukaryota, Fungi, Ascomycota, Dothideomycetes, Pleosporales, Pleosporaceae. Gene Ontology annotation, molecular function: protein dimerization activity. The record is from RefSeq and is a predicted model, not a curated record. Bases 1 to 903 code for a protein of 300 amino acids. The transcript has a single exon.